CAUCACUUGACUUGACUUGGUGAACAUUAAUUGGGUCUAAGUCUUGCUAGUCGUUAUUUCCAUUAUCCAAAUAAGCUGGACUUUUCAAAAACAGCUACCCUGUUCCAUAAACGCGGUGAUAAGUUGUUUGCUUAAUACACUUGACCAGUAUAGUCUUUUCGGUGGAAUAGUCAAGUAUAGAAGCUGUAAUUAAUGAAUUAAAUGCUGUUUAAAAACUGUAUUUGCAAGAUGGGCUUUGUUGCUAUUCCCAAUUCACCCUUUUUGCAAUGCCUUGGUGCCAUCUUCUCCUACUUGGGAUCUUCCCAGUAGCCUAUGCCCUCUCGAAUGACUGCCCAUCCUGAUGCUGGUGAAGAUGAGAGAAUAGAUAUACUUCCUCCUUCAUGCCCAGUAAUAUAUACCGGUGAAGUUCUUUCUGAUGCUACUGGUCAAUCGAUACAAACUAUAGCGCAGAAGAGCCUGCAAUGACAAACUGCUUCUUUGCAUGUGAACGUAGAUGAGAAUAUUCGGGCCUGUUAUUCAUGUUCAAUUAAAGGAAAAAAACGUGGAUAUAAUAUCAUAAGGGAUAAAAAAUUUUGUUUUUCCAAAGAUUUUCAUCGCGCUGCCAUUGGCACAUCUCUUGUGAUUUUUUUUAUUGCAGCUCUUGUGGUUCUCUACUUUUUCAAAAAAUAUAGCAAUGAAAAACAGAUGCACAGAAAAGUGGAAAAGUUACUUGCAAUCUACAAAUCCACAACACUAACUCGAUACAAUUUCUCUAAUAUUAAAAAAAUAACAAAGAAGUUUAAGCAUAAGCUGGGUCAAGGAGGAUUUGGAAGUGUCUACAAAGGUGAGCUGACUAAUGGAAUUCCUGUAGCAGUUAAGUUUCUAGAAGCAUCAAAAUCCAAUGGAGAUGAUUUUGUCAACGAAGUUGCCACUAUAGGAAAAAUUCACCAUGUCAAUGUAGUUCGCCUCUUGGGAUUUUUUUCAGAUGGAACUAACAGAGCACUAGUGUAUGAGUUCAUGCCAAAUAAUUCUUUGGAAAAGUUUAUUUUCUUUGGGGAAUCCAAAAAGAGACAUGAAUUUUUCAAAAUAUAGAAGUUGCAUGAGAACUCAAUUGGCAUUGCCCGAGGAAUCAAUUAUUUGCACCAAGGAUGCAAUCAAAGAAUUAUUCACUUUGACAUAAAACCCCAUAAUAUUUUGUUAGAUUAUGACUUCAAUCCAAAAAUUUUAGAUUUCGGCUUGGCCAAGCUAUGCUCCAGAGAUCAAAGCAUUGUGACAAUAAGCGCUGCAAGAGGCACUAUGGGAUACAUAGCACCAGAGGUCUACUCUAGAAACUUUAGACCUGUCUCUCAUAAAUAUGAUGUAUAUAGUUAUGGAAUGCUUAUACUAGAAAUGAUCGGAAGGAGGAAAAAUAUUGAUCCUACAAUUGAGAACCUUAGUGAAAUUUACUUUCACGGGUGGAUAUAUGACAAGUUGGUCCAUAGUAACAGCCUAGGAUUAGCCAUGGAAAUAGAGGGAAAUGAAGAAAUUAUGAGAAGGCUUGCCAUAAUAGCACUUUGGUGCAUACAAUGGAAUCCAGUAGACUGUCCUUCAAUUAGUAAAGUUGUUCAAUUGCUCACAGCAAACUUUCAGAGCUUGGAUAUGCCCCCGGCACCAUUUGUUCCUUCUUCUAAUCAACCUGGCAAUGUUAAUGUCCCAAGCAAACAUGAAGAAAUUUUGGAGGUCUGCAUCUUAACCAAUCAUGAGGAAAUUUUGGAGGACUGAUUAAGUACUUCAUAUUUUGGUCUACUGAAUCUUUAUGUGUUGUUAUUAUAAUAAUUUGUUUAUAAAAGGUAUUUUAAACAUUUUAUUUGGAUGAAGAAUUUUAUGUAGAUUUUCUCUUAAAUUUCUUAUUGAUGAUAUUAAUUAAGUAAUUGAUCUUGGUUAUUUUAUUUAGAUAACUUUAAGGAACUCAGAGAUAGAAUGUGUUCGCCACAUGUGCUUAUGAAGUGAUACACUUGCAUUAAUGAAAACAAAUAUUUGCUAGGUUCUAUAAUAUUUAAAUUAAGUUGUUGAAAGGUUUUUUGGAUGCAAGUAUCUAAUGCUUGAGCUGCUAAAAUUAAAACACUUUGGGUUUGUUUGGAACUACAGCAGCAUUUUAUAAAGGUUGUUGCAGGAGAAUUAUUUUUUUUUUUUAAGUUGUUGUAAAAAGAAGCUUCCUCACAUACAAAUUUAUUAAGAUAAAAAAAAACAUAGUAGACAAACAAAAAUUCUUACUACAUUCUAAGAAAGCAAAGCAAUAAGAAAGUUGUCAAAAACAGACACUUGGUAUUUAUUUUGAAGAGCUUUUUAAUUGGAUUAAUGUAAGGCCAUAUGUGAGCUAAGUCAGCUCGAGCACAACUCGCUAACGAGCAUACGAGUUGAGUUUAUUGAGCCAUGAGUAAGAGUUUAAGCCUAUACUUGAGUUCAUAUAUUGAAUGAGCUCUAGUUCGAGCUCCAGCUCAGCCUGGCUAGACUCAUAAGCUCGUUGAGCG
Molecule: messenger RNA, 2489 nt
Organism: Dendrobium catenatum
Lineage: Eukaryota; Viridiplantae; Streptophyta; Magnoliopsida; Asparagales; Orchidaceae
Product: rust resistance kinase Lr10-like
Exons: 2
Biological process (GO): protein phosphorylation
Molecular function (GO): ATP binding; protein kinase activity
Source: RefSeq, a predicted model, not a curated record